Morus notabilis is the source of this 1969-nucleotide messenger RNA. RefSeq names its product xylulose kinase. Gene Ontology annotation, biological process: D-xylose metabolic process; xylulose metabolic process. The record is from RefSeq and is a predicted model, not a curated record. Lineage: Eukaryota; Viridiplantae; Streptophyta; Magnoliopsida; Rosales; Moraceae. Gene Ontology annotation, cellular component: cytosol. The coding region runs from base 151 to 1827 and encodes 558 amino acids. Gene Ontology annotation, molecular function: D-xylulokinase activity. The transcript is spliced from 12 exons.
AUCAAUAAUGAUCCAUAAUUAUCUACAAGCUAAUUCUCGUUUGAAGCGUUGACACCAUUUGGUAACAAAAACCAAAGAAAAUCACAGCCAAUUAUUUAUGAAUUUCAACUGGUUCUGUUUGAGUAAUUGAAGAUUUUUGGGGUCGCUCCAAUGGAGGAUUUCUCUCUCCCUCGCGAUUCCUAUUUUCUGGGUUUCGACAGUUCAACUCAGUCCUUGAAGGCGACAGUGCUGGACUCCAAUCUCAACAUAGUGGCAUCAGAGCUCGUCCAUUUCGAUUCCGAUUUGCCUCAUUACAAGACCAAAGAUGGAGUUUACAGAGACGCUUCCGUUAAUGGCAGAAUCGUUUCACCCACUUUGAUGUGGGUUGAAGCUCUCGAUCUCAUGCUUAACAAGCUUUCCAAUUCAAAUUUGGAUCUUGGCAAAAUAGCUGCUGUUUCUGGCAGUGGACAGCAACACGGUAGUGUCUAUUGGAAAAGUGGCAGUUCUUCAAUAUUAUCGUCACUGGAUCCCAAGAAGCGUUUGGUCGAUCAGCUUGGCGAUGCGUUUUCGACGAAGGAAUCUCCGAUAUGGAUGGACAGCAGCACCACGGAGCAGUGUAGAGAGAUAGAGAAAGCUGUUGGAGGAGCGUUGGAGCUCUCUCAGCUCACGGGAUCAAGGGCGCAUGAGAGAUACACGGGCCCGCAGAUUAGGAAGAUAUUUGAGACACAGCCGGAAGUCUAUCACAACACCGAAAGGAUCUCCCUCGUGAGCUCUUUCGUGGCAUCUCUUCUUAUUGGUGCAUAUGCCUGUAUUGAUGAAACUGAUGCUGCAGGGAUGAACUUGAUGGAUUUAAGGCAAAGGGUUUGGUCUGAUAGAGCUUUAGAGGCCACGGCACCUGGUCUGGAGCAAAAACUUGGAAAGUUGGCCACUGCCCAUGCUGUUGCUGGUUAUAUUGCUCCUUAUUUUGUCGAGAGGUUCUCGUUCAACAAGGAUUGCUUGAUCAUUCAGUGGUCUGGAGACAAUCCUAACAGCCUUGCAGGUUUGACCCUCAAUACCCCUGGGGAUCUGGCAAUCAGUCUUGGCACAAGUGACACAGUCUUUGGAAUUACUGACGAUCCUCAACCAAGAUUGGAAGGACAUGUUUUCCCUAAUCCUGUUGACACGAAAGGAUAUAUGGUAAUGUUGGUCUACAAGAACGGGUCUUUAACUCGUGAAGAUGUGCGAAACCGCUAUGCUGAAAAAUCUUGGGAUAACUUUAAUGCGUUCCUGCAGCAAACACAGCCUCUAAAUGGUGGCAAGAUCGGUUUCUACUACAAUGAGCAUGAAAUUCUUCCACCCCUCCCAGUUGGUUUCCAUCGUUACGUUUUUGAAAACUUCAAUGGCGACACUCUGGAAGGCCUGGCUGAACGUGAAGUAGAGGAAUUUGAUCCUCCUUCCGAGGUCAGGGCAUUAAUUGAAGGUCAGUUCCUGUCAAUGCGUGGUCAUGCAGAAAGAUUUGGAAUGCCUUCUCCUCCAAAACGAAUAAUAGCUACUGGGGGUGCAUCAACAAAUCAGAGCAUCCUCAACUCAAUAGCUUCCAUUUUCGGCUGUGAUGUCUACACGGUUCAAAGACCAGAUUCGGCUUCCUUAGGAGCAGCACUAAGAGCUGCUCAUGGCUGGCUAUGCAGAAAUAAAGGUACUUUUGUGCCCAUCUCAAGCAUGUACAAGGACAAGUUAGAGAAGACAUCUCUCAGCUGCAAACUUUCUGCCACUUCCGGAGACAAACAACUGGUUUCCAAGUAUGCUUUGUUCAUGAAGAAGAGAAUCGAAAUAGAGAACCGCCUAGUCGAAAGGCUAGGUCGUUGUUAAAAUCUAAUAUGGUUGGGGGCAUUCUUUUUUAGCCAUCAAAGAAUGCAUCAAUAGAUAAAAGCAUUUGAUUUGAGAAACAAAUGACUAAAUUGGUGCUGCGAUAAUUUAUUAGCUAAAUUAAUAAAGGUGAAAGUUUUACGUC